Messenger RNA from Anthostomella pinea, 1587 nucleotides. Lineage: Eukaryota; Fungi; Ascomycota; Sordariomycetes; Xylariales; Xylariaceae. The record is from the annotation of a GenBank genome assembly.
AUGGGCUCAAUUCCCUGUCACAACAAUGGCACUCACGUAUCAAAUGGCACAGUGAAGAAUGUCGCAGUCAUUGGUGCUGGGAUCAGCGGCGUCGUGUCAGCUGCUCAUCUCGCGAGGGAGGGGUUCGAGGUGACGGUCUUCGAACGCACCGGAGUUAUAGGCGGGGUAUGGUACUACGAUACGCGAGUAGACAGAGAUCCGCCCUUCCCAAACACCAUCCCUCCUGACCCGAACUGGACGGAGAUCGAGACGCAGGGCUUGAGCUUGGAGGACGUCGCGCUAAUUCACGGUCCUCCUGGUCCAUGCUAUGCCGGGCUAAGGAACAACGUCCCGACGUCAAUCCUGCGGAGCAGUCUGCUACCUUGGCCUGAAGGGACAGAUGAAUUCACCGAUCAGGGCGAUGUGAGACAAUAUGUUGAGGACGUUGCACGAGCUGGAGGCAUCAUCGAAAAGAUACACUUCUAUACCAGAGUGGAGAGUGUAUCAAAGCCUGUGGGAGCUCGCCAAUGGUCCGUUGAGACCAGCCAGCUUGAACUAGCUGACGGAACACAUUCCAUCAGGAGAGAAACCUCAACGUUCGGCGCUGUCGUGGUCGCCAGUGGUCACUAUCAUAUUCCCUUCGUUCCAGACGUACCUGGACUUGCCACAUGGAAAGAGCGCUUCCCAGGUCGCGUGAUGCACUCGAAGAAGUACCGUACUCCGGCCGCUUUCAAGGGGAAGACGGUGCUCUUGAUCGGCGCCGGUUCAUCGGCCUUGGACAUUGCCAAGGAGAUCGACGAACUUGGUGGUAAAGUCUACCAGAGCAUGCGCGAGAGCAAGUACGACCUCACUGCAAGCAAGAUUCCGAAGUCAGUCGAAAGGGUCCCUAUGGCUGUGGAAUUCGUUGUUGAUGAGGCGGCCGACCGGGAUUUCGAGACUGAUCUACGCGGUGGUGCGAUACCAGGAACAGUUGUACUGGAGGACGGGAGAGUUCUGGAAGGCAUCGACCAUGUCGUGGUUUCAACAGGAUACAUAACCUCCUACCCGUUCCUCGGACAUCUUGAGCAACCGUCUGUGCCGUGGGAAGAAGCCGACGACAAGGUACUCAUCACAUCCGAUGGUCAUAUGACGCACAACCUACACAAGGAUAUAUUCUACAUCCCAGACCCGUCCCUCUCCUUUAUCGGAGUGUCUCACCUAGUCUCGACCUUCUCCCUGUUUGACUUCCAAGCACAGGUUAUGGCAAAGGUGUUCUCGGGAAAAGUUCGUCUGCCGCCAGAGUCGGUCAUGAAGCAAGAGCAUAAAGCAAGAAAGGCUCGCUUCCAGCCAGGGGACAGGUUUCAUACUAUACCGUCCGGGGAGCAAUCGUACAUAUACGAGCUCCUUGACUGGGUCAACAAGGAUCUGACGGACUCCGGACUCGAGCCGAUUGAAGGCCUGGACAAGCAAUGGCAUGUUUCGUACGAGGUUCUGAAGGCGAAGAUGAAGGUGUAUCAACCAGGAAAGCCACUGGAACCGGAUGUGAUUGUCGAAGACCCGGUCCCGUCAGCGGAUCGCCUGAAGAGCGAAACAAUGGAAGGGGAUACUCGACUAGAGGUUGAAGUUUGA